Molecule: messenger RNA, 279 nt
Organism: Stylonychia lemnae
Lineage: Eukaryota; Ciliophora; Spirotrichea; Sporadotrichida; Oxytrichidae
Source: the annotation of a GenBank genome assembly
AUGGGAGUAUUGAUGCUUCAAUCUGGCAAGAGCGAUGAAUAUUCGGCUGAAUCAUGGAAAGUCCUAGGUAUUUUAAAAGUAGACCUUGUUAGAUAACAGCUACAAAAUGCUCAUAGAUUCCCCUUUUCUGUUCUAUGUGCAGCGACAUCCUCGAGGAUAUCUGAAAUCAGAUUCUUUCAGAAUGUCUUAUUUUGGAUCGAGUUAGUGUUCAGCUUCUUUGUCAGGUUCUGUUUUAGUAGAUGUAAGACAUAUUUAAAAAAGGCAUCUACAUGGUACUGA